CAGCACAGCUGCCUCUCUCGCCUCUUCAAUGCUCACAGCACAGAAUGCCCCUGAGGCUACUGCUGACGGAGACAACAAGACAGAGCAGCAAGGAAGGGGGUGGGCCAGGAAACAGACCCUUGGAUGAAGCAAGUCUGACUUACUUUUGCACUGUCACACUCAGAGAGAGCUGCAUGCUGUCUACAGGUGCUCUACAAUCACUGGACAAUCUGUGGGACUCAGAACAAAGAAGGCUAAUUUAAAGGAUACUUCAAGACUUGUCUGGGAAGAAUUUGGGAUUGCUUUAAUGAGUAUUUUGGACAAAGACAUUUGUUUUUCCUCAAUGGGAUAUACUAGGAGUGUAUUCUAACAGAACUACUCCUUUUGACUGCUUUUGGAUGUUAUUUCUGAAGUCGAACCAGAGGAAAGGACUGUGUGAAUUGAAACUUUGGAGUGAGUAGCUUCUAAGCUUGGGGCAACAAUCUUGUGGGGUGGCUAGGUAAAGGACAGGAGGAAGGGGGAGGGGAAGAGGUAGUCGGGGUCUGGCUCCAGUCUCUGGGGUGAAAUGCCUUCAACAUGAGGCUUUGUUGAAGAAUGCCACAGAGGAGUGUUUGAUCGCUUCAGUUUUGAACUGCCAACAGAAAAAAAAAAAAAAAAAGAAAAAAAAAAAAAAAUAAAAACAUUAAAGAGAUCUAUGUGCCCUUGAAGGAAAGUCCAUCUUGUGGUUGGAAGCAAUCUGUCUGCUUCACAUGCUUUGUUUUGCCCUGUUGGAUUGUGGAUUGAGGAAAAUCAUUUUAUUGUGUAGUCUUGCCUAACUACCACCCCAUAGUGCUCCUUUGUUUCUUUCUGAGAUGUACAACACCACUGUUCAGAUGGAGGCUUUGACCCAGAUAUGGGCUGGCAGUGCCAGCAACAAAAAUUCCUCUCUGCAGCUACACAACAACACCCACUGCCCAAAGAAUGACAACUUCAAAUAUCCACUCUACAGCAUAGUGUUUAGCAUUGUCUUCAUGGUGGGACUCAUCACCAAUGUUGCAGCCAUGUACAUUUUUACUUGUUCACUGAAACUGCGGAAUGAGACCACCACAUAUAUGAUGAAUCUUGUUGUUUCUGACUUAUUAUUUGUGCUCACACUCCCUUUGAGGGUGUUUUACUUCAUCCAGCAGAACUGGCCAUUCGGCAGCCUGCUCUGCCAGCUCUCUGUCUCACUCUUUUACACCAACAUGUAUGGGAGCAUCCUGUUUCUAACAUGCAUCAGCGUGGACCGCUUCCUCGCCAUCGUACACCCCUUCCGUUCAAGGGGUCUCCGGACCAAACGCAAUGCCAAAAUUGUAUGUGCUGCUGUUUGGGUUCUGGUGCUUUCUGGAAGUCUUCCGACAGGCUUCAUGCUGAACAGUACUAACAAGCAAAAUAACAACACGAUAGCCUGCUUUGAGAACUUCUCCUCAAAUCAGUGGAAAAGUCAUCUCUCAAAGGUGGUGAUCUUCAUAGAGACAGUGGGGUUCCUUAUCCCUUUGAUACUGAACGUGGUUUGCUCCGCUAUGGUGCUCCACCCUUUGAGGAGGCCACAGACUGUUAGUCGGGGAGGGAAGCUGAACAAGAAAAAGAUCUUGAGGAUGAUUAUCGUCCACCUCUCCAUCUUCUGCUUUUGUUUCAUCCCCUACAACGUCAACCUGGUCUUCUACUCACUGGUGCGGACAAAAAUCUUGGAGGGCUGCACAGUAGAAUCAGUGGUUCGGACAAUCUAUCCAAUCGCUUUGUGUAUUGCUGUGUCCAACUGCUGUUUUGACCCCAUCGUCUACUAUUUCACCUCAGAGACAAUACAAAACUCCAUUAAGAGGAAAUCUCAGAUGAACCGUUCCUUUGAUGUCAAGUUCUCUGAGGCUUUGCAGUCAGAGACGAGCUCUUCUCUUCAGUUCAGCCUGAGGUCCAUAAAGAACAAGAUGUUCCACAAUGAGUCUAAUGUAUAAGGACAAGUAUUGGACAAAUGGAUGUAAAGAAACUGAAUGCACAAAAAGCACUCUGCAGUGGAUGAAAUGUGGCAUAAACAUGCAAAUAUGCCCUAAUUUGGUUUGUUAAUAUCUCUCAAGGCAGUAAGUAAACUACGUUCUUUUAGAGGGAUUUACCUCCCUCUUAAAGUCAUCCUUCAGCACUGUACUGGGGGGCACACUUGUUCUCAAUGGAAUUAUAUCCAAACAUUUGGAAUACUUAACUGUGGAGUAAGAAUAAUGCAAAUAUACUGUAAAUCAACUGGAACUUGAUUAAACUAGACCAGAACCUCUAACUAUAUGUGAAUGUAUAUGUGAAUGUGAAUGUGAAAAUAACAUACAUAACCUCUAUUUAAUGAAACCCACACACAAAAUAGAAUGAUACCAUUUUAUGCAAUGCCACAUGUAAACACAUUGACUGCCUGAAGUGUCAUACUAUUAACAAGCUGAAAACUUUUGUUGGCACUUAUAUAAUACUGUAUAUUAUCUUUGCACUGACAUUGACACUGUAAUAAUGCACAGUAUUUUCCUGUUACAAACUUCAUUUGAUAAUGAAGUUUUACAAUUGUAGGUAGAGGUGUUUAUUUACAAUAGAUUAUUAUCAGUUCUUCUCCCUGUGUAAUGUCCAUUAAAAAAGUACAAUAUAGUCUGCAA
This is a messenger RNA of Sinocyclocheilus rhinocerous, 2621 nucleotides long. RefSeq names its product lysophosphatidic acid receptor 6-like. NCBI's taxonomy places the organism in Eukaryota, Metazoa, Chordata, Actinopteri, Cypriniformes, Cyprinidae. The transcript has a single exon. The record is from RefSeq and is a predicted model, not a curated record. Gene Ontology annotation, biological process: phospholipase C-activating G protein-coupled receptor signaling pathway; positive regulation of Rho protein signal transduction. The coding region runs from base 831 to 1949 and encodes 372 amino acids. Gene Ontology annotation, molecular function: lysophosphatidic acid receptor activity. Gene Ontology annotation, cellular component: plasma membrane.